Messenger RNA from Symbiodinium pilosum, 1632 nucleotides. The record is from the annotation of a GenBank genome assembly. Lineage: Eukaryota; Dinophyceae; Suessiales; Symbiodiniaceae.
AUGACAGAAUACACCCACGCGCGAUUGUUGGAACGCGAUUCGUUGGUACAGCUGGCAUCUGCGCGCGAGAAUUUGGCCUUCGACGAGACAGGCAAUUCAAUUGAAACUGGAAGUGCCAAAAGUUUUGCGGCUGCGGAAAGAUUUCUGGAGGUUUUGGAAGGUGUGGCCACGGCUUUUGCAUUGGAGCCAGCGUGCCGACAGUAUCGUACCAGCUUUCAAGAGCAUUUUGCUGAUUUAGAAGCUCAGCGGGACUACAGCGUGACUGUCCUGGAAGCUUGCCUAAGCUUGAGACGCAGUGGGGCCAUAUGGGCAAAUGGCCAGAAGUUUGAGCUCAGUCAGGAAGCAGAGACGGCUUGCCUGGCUCUUCACGAGGAAUGGCAGGAUCUUCUUCAGCAGCUUGAUCGCUACCUGACCACAUCGCUAGAACAUGGCCAGAUUCGCGAUCGAGAGAACUUGUGCAAGCUUCUCAGCAGCUUCGAUGAGAAGUGGGCCACUUUUGAGCACUGCUACAUGCUUGAAAUCUUGAAGGUGCAGCACACAGCAAAAGGCCUGGUCUUCAAGGCGAUUGAAGUUGAGCACAUGGUCAGUGAGCUGGAGAAAAAAGCUGACACAGACAUAGAAGACAGCUCAGAAUACCAGGUGCAUGUUCAGGCGCUUGUGGCUUGCACAGCUCGUCUGAAUGUUGCAGCCAACCUCCAGCGCAAGACAUUCGAUGAGCUCACGGUCGAGAUCCGUGAGAAUGCCGUGGCUUUGCUCCGAAUGUGUGCUAUGGACCCUGAGACACCACUCCAAGCCGUCAGGGCCAUUGCUCAGCAGGUGGUACAGUCCUUUGACGAGGUGCGGGACUGCCUGCGGGCAAUGCGGGACAAAGUUGAGCUCAUCAACCCGCAGCUUUCCCAAAAUAGCGACCUGGUUAAUGCUUUGAUGCGCUGGGAGGAAGCCUGGAUAAUUGGUGUACGCUACAUUCAAACUCGGCCUGUACUUGGUGCGUUUUGCAAGAUAUUACCACGGUUGCUGCGUGCCACGCAGAUCUCUAGUAAGUUUGCUUUGAUGUGUGCGAAUUUUGAUGCCGAGCUCUUCUUGGUUCUCCCUCGUAUCGUGUGGCUCUCUUUCCUUGACAGCCCAGAGAGCUUCACUGGAUUGAUUUCCAAUCUGCUCCCGCACCGUUUCGUGCAUGCUCCUGCACACGGCCUGCCUCAAAGGCGAGCUGGGGAUGCGCAAUUGCAGCGCAUUCGGCGACAACAGAGCUUGCCUGCCCUGGGUUGUGAGACGAGCGAGACGGAGUUAGCUGUGUUGGGUGCAGAUCUUCCCCUCAGAGUGCUGCAGAACAAGUAUGUGAAGGUCAAGAUGGCUCUAGAGCAGGGCCUGGAGCGAUAUCAAGCUCAGCUGCCUUCCCAAGCAAGAGUGUGGUCAUUGAUGGUGCAGACUGCAAUAAAUGGGACAGACAACCAAAGUCAGUUUGAUAUCCUGGACCCUUCAGCAAGAGCUACAUCAGCGGCUGCUGUGGAAGCGCUGAUGCACGAGUUGGAAAGUUGGAGCAUGGAGCUUCAGCGCCAUUGUCCAGAGGACUGGAACGAGUGCAUCAAUUUGUUAAUGCAGUGCCUCUUCGAUGAGCAGCAAAAAGAUCAAUGA